GUAUGAGUGUGUGGAAGUAGAGCCUCUCUUGCAACACACAAGAGCUGUGAGCCAGCCCGCAGGCCGCUGGCCAAAGCUUAGCAGCAGAGCGCAACUGAGAUAAGAGCUCCAGCGGGCGGGUGCGGAUGGAGAAGGAAGCAUGAGGAAGGAGAGAAGCAGUCUCCUCCCCAGUGGGCUGUUUCCCUUCUUCCUUCCUUUCUCUCUCUUGCACCCGCACCAAAAGCAGGUGACGGGGCUUUCCCGAGCUGCUGGGGAACCCAAGCCCUGAGCGAUGGGACGGGAGAUGCUCCUGGGCAGAAGGAUGGUGAAGUUCUCCAACUCAGACGCUUGACAAGUCUCACCAGCAGGAAGAAGUCAAGAUGGAAAGCCGAAAGAGUCCUGUGAAAAACCUGCAGAAACUUUCUUGGCUUUCGUCUCCCGUACGAGCUGUGGUUCGUCUUCGGAGGACGGCCCACGCCUUUAAAAAGGGCUAUUUGCCUGGAGACAAACUUCUCCAGAGGCAGAUUUCCUUGGGGAAAGGCAAAUUAACAAGCCUCUCCAACCAAGCCUCUUUUAACAGUUCCCAAUAUUUCACUUUUGAUCCCGCUGACCCGCUCCUGGUGACCAAACCCAAACGGCGUAAGAAGAAAUCGAGGAACCCCCGAGUGCUGUACCCCGAAAGCUCCAAGAAAUACCUGCCCGCCGAACACGGGAGCAAAGCCACGAGGUUUCUCCUCUUGUUUGUGGCCAUCAUUUGCUUCCAGAUCCUCAACGCCAUUGAGAACCUGGAUGAUAACCUCCUGAAGUACGACCUGGAUGGCUUGGAGAAGACCAUGGCUCGGGAGGUUUUCGGGCAGCCCUUGGUCAUUGAAAGGGUCAUGGGGUUGCUGAAGGAUUACCUGGCCACCCACGUCCAUAACAAACCUUUGGUUGUCUCUUUCAACGGUCCAAGCGGUGUUGGGAAGAGCCACCUUGGUUGGCUUCUGGCGAAGCACUUCCGCUCGGUGAUGGGAGCCCAUUCAGUGCUCCAUUAUUUCACGGUGCACCACUGCCCCGUCAAAACCCCCACCAACACCUGCCAGUCGGAGUUAUCGGACACCAUCAGAGACAUGGUGGCUCAAGCCGAAGUGGAAGAGUUCAUCCCCAUUUUUAUUCUGGAUGAGGUGGAAUUCAUGCCCGAAACUCUGUUGGAGACCUUGGGCAGGUUCUUUCAGAAGAACCAAACCAACGAAUACCUCAAUGCCGUCUACAUUCUCAUCAGCAACCUGGGAGGAGAAGAAAUCACCCACCAUUUCCUCCAGAACGUGUCCAACGACUCGUCGCGGCCUCAGAAGGACCUGGAAGAGCUUCAGUCCGCUCUUCGGCCCAUCCUGAGCCACGUCCACCCUUUCUGGACAGGGGUGGAGAUUGUCCCCUUCGGGUUGUUGGAGAAAGCCCACAUCUUGAACUGCUUCUACGAGGAGAUGAUGAGCGAAGGGAUUUACCCAAACGCCAGCCACAUCCAAAGCUUGGCUGGCCAGCUCAGCUAUUACAAAAAGGCAGGGAAGGAAUUUGGAAGAACUGGUUGCAAACCGGUAGUAGCCAAAGUCAAUCUCCUCUAAGGACGGGGGGCAGGAAGUCCUUGACUUACAACUUAGUGGCCAUUUGAGGUUAGAACAGCGCUGAAAAAAGUGACUU
Messenger RNA from Notechis scutatus (mainland tiger snake), 1656 nucleotides. RefSeq names its product torsin family 4 member A (gene TOR4A). The record is from RefSeq and is a predicted model, not a curated record. Gene Ontology annotation, molecular function: ATP binding; ATP hydrolysis activity. Lineage: Eukaryota; Metazoa; Chordata; Lepidosauria; Squamata; Elapidae. Gene Ontology annotation, cellular component: endoplasmic reticulum lumen; nuclear envelope.